GCGGUGUCCACUUUAGUGCCCAACUCAACAAUAAACUCCAAGAGCAAAUUCAAAGCUACUGAAAAUAAUACUUGCAUCAACUUCCAACUUGUUUGCAGUCAUUGUAACAUUUAUGUGUCACAGACACACAAUAAACGCAUCCAGUAUAGUCCAGUCGGAUUUAUUUAGGGCGGAGGAGGAAAACCGCGACGCAAGCAAUUCAGAUUGCCACAGAAGUAUAGCCUACCAUCAGGAUUUCUAAUACUUAAAUUAACUUAGCUGCUACAUUUCGAAGGCUUUCCGAGCAGCGGAGGGGCUCUGGCAUUGAUUCAGAGAUGCUGAAGGUGAAAAUCAAGACCGAGAAACCAGAUAUCGAAGGAACUGGUGCCCGAGGUCGCUUGGAUGCUGUGCUUCAGGGACUGGUGGAGAAAAGUGAUAAUAAUGACAGAGAUCAGAAUGAAGAUGACCCAGGAAAAGCAACAACAGACUCUUUGAGCAAGGACCUUUCACCAUCUUCUGUUGGAAAAAGACCAUCAGCACGCUUUCCCCAGCACAGGAGAAAGAAACGCAAAGAGAUGGAUGACAGCAUUGCUGAGAGUAAUCAGCACAAACAAAAUGCAUACAUCAUCAAGCUGUUCGACCGCAGCGUAGACCUGGCACAGUUCAGCACCAGCACUCCUCUUUACCCCAUCUGCCGGGCCUGGAUGCGGAAUAAUCCUACAGUACGCGAUCAGUCUUCUUCCCUCAGUCCCCCUCAAAGCAUGUCUGAUGAAGAGGUGGUUGACAUGAUAAAUGGUAAAAGUCAGACUGUAUACAGACUUCCACCACCCACUACAUGUCCCGUCAACUCUUCAGGGGACCCUGUUAAUCUGAGGAUACCGCCUAUUGUAAAGGCCAGUCCCACAGAGGGUACAGAUGCAGCCGCCAAUGCUACUCCGCUAAUAUAUAACCAUAUGGCUCGAUGGAAGAAAAUCAGACAAAAGUGGAAGGAGUCCUCUAACAAAAACCAGCUGAGAUAUGCCGAGAGCAUUAAGAUUUUGAAGGACAUGUAUGAUCGCUAACAUCAUCUAUUCGGAUGGCGGAGGAUGGACAGUAAAACAGGAUGGACUGAUAACUUCGGAAGAAAACAUACCUGUAUCUAUUUAGUUACUUUUGCUUUUAUAAAACAUCUGUAUCAGCCACCACCUUUGCCUAGUGUUCAUGGCGAUGCUUUUCAUCCCAUGCGACGCAUUCAAUUGCUUGAUUAAAACCAAAGAUUCUAGAGCACUCUAGAAUCUUUGAUUAAAACAGACAUUAAUUUAAAUGUAAAUUGUGUAAGUAUGUCCUAUAAUUUGAAAUGGCAUGCAUUUCAAGUGUCAGUUAAAAAUCUAGAUUUAUAUCCCUGUUUUGCAAUAUAGUGAUUACAUUUUAAUUUAAAGGUUUACGUAUAUUAAAUCCAUUUCUAAAUUUGA
This is a messenger RNA of Alosa sapidissima (American shad), 1430 nucleotides long. It is a transcript of the gene lin37, whose product is annotated as lin-37 DREAM MuvB core complex component. The transcript is spliced from 10 exons. The record is from RefSeq and is a predicted model, not a curated record. Gene Ontology annotation, cellular component: transcription repressor complex; Myb complex. Gene Ontology annotation, biological process: negative regulation of transcription by RNA polymerase II. The coding region runs from base 315 to 1040 and encodes 241 amino acids. Lineage: Eukaryota; Metazoa; Chordata; Actinopteri; Clupeiformes; Clupeidae.